AAUGCUGAUUGCAGAGCACACAAUGCACAUUCAUGCCUUCACAGCAGCACAAGUCUUCAUUAAUUUCAUUUUGCCUGGUGGGUCUGUAGCCACAGGAGUUGACACCAGUGGUAGAUGCAAAAAGAAACUAUAUUUCUUAUUAUUUAUUUUGCUUUCAGCAUUGAUGCCAUUUCCUAGGGUAACUAAUCCACGGGCCACAAUGCAGUCAGUUAGCAAUAAAGCAUAGUCAAAUUCCAGAGGCUACAGGGCCUUAGGUUUUGCUUUAUAUUUGGAAGCAGGGAUGCCAGGACUGCAGGUUUCAGGGCUUAAGCAUGUAAUGUGCAUUAAGGAUUGUAAGAUAAGGCACCUGUGCUAGUUACAAAACAGGUGUAACCUUUACUCUGAAGUAGUUACCCAUUGUGACCAAUCAGAACUUUACUUUCAUGAGUCAGUCUUACUAGACUGUAUCAAACAGAGCUAAGGGCUGAUUGGUUGCUGCAAGUUAGAACUACAGUAAAAUUACUUUGGUUUUGUGAAUUUACACUCAUACUGGGGCUCUUGUUGUUUAGGGGUUGAUAUCCAUUGGAUCUGAUAAUGAUACAGAACAGAAUAUAACAUUUAGAUGAGUCAAGGCUAAUUGUAUAGAUAUGAGGUAACAGCCCUCUAGCUCUAAUGCUGCCUGCCCCCUACUCACUACACUUUGGAGAGCCUCUAUUCAUCUAAGCAGAAUGGCUGUAAUGAGGAACGCUGGAUACUGCUGGAGCGCCAUCUUGCUGGGAGUUCUGGGAGUUGUUUCUCUUGCCCAGGAUUUACCUACAAUAGAUGACUCUUUUUAUGACGACCCAGACCUGAUUUGUGGAGAUGAGGGCAUGGAGUACAGUGCUUCACCCAUGCUGAAUGGCAGUGCUUCCUUAAGAAUCUUAGUGCAAGAGCAUGAUGAGAAACUGAAAAUCCUGGCAAAUGAUUCCAGCUGUGGGAUCUGGGUUACCUCCAAUUCUAAUGGCUCCUUGCUCAUUAAUGUGCAUUAUGAUGGCUGUUACAUUACGAAGAAGGGUAAUUACUAUGCAAUGACAUUAUUUAUAGAACACAAUACUACAGGAGAGUGGGAGGUGUAUCAGAAGGAAGAUCUUAGAUGUCCAUUUUCUCAAGCAAUGGAUGCUCCGGCUCUAAAUAAGUGCUCUGAUGUGCAGAAGUCGGAUAGAUUUCCUUGUGCCAUUCCAACCUCUUCAUCGGAUCUCUGUCAUCAGAGGGGCUGCUGUUAUGACCAAAAUGACUCAAGAACUCCAUGUUAUUAUGAUAACAAAGUUACUGCUCAGUGCACACAAGAUGGACAGUUUUCUCUCGCUAUAAGCAAAUACCUGACCCAGCCACCACUUAUUCUAAGCUCUGUGCGGUUUCCACGUGGAACCAGUGCCGCCUGCAGCCCAGUGGCCCAAAAUAAUGCGUAUCUUCUAUUCCAGUUUCCUCUGACAGCUUGUGGUACCACCCACUAUGAGGAUGGACCAACCAUAAUCUAUGAAAAUAAUCUGGUGGCUGAAAAAUAUGUUAUUACUUGGAAUGGAGUAUCAAUAUCCCGGGAGAGUACAUUUAGAUUGACCAUUCAAUGCAGAUUAUGUGCUGCCAGCCUUGUGACUGUGAAUGCCAUCAUCUAUACACCCCCUCCACCCCUUCCAGCCUCUAGCUCUGGGCUUCUCACAUUAGAGAUGAGAAUAGCAAAAGAUCAGCAGUAUGUGGAAUACUAUACAAUAAGUGACUACCCUGUCAGAAAAGUUCUUAUGGAUCCUAUUUUUGUAGAAGUUCGGCUCCUUGACAGAAAUGACCCAGCACUGACAUUAAUUCUUGAACACUGCUGGGCAAACCCUUCUGAAAAUCCCACUCAGCAGCCGCAGUGGCCAAUUCUAACUGACAGGUGCCCAUCUUCUGGGGACAACUACAAAACUGAGCUGCUCCCAAUAAGUCUCGGAGAAGACUUCCCUUUAUAUUAUAAACGAUUCAUUGUCAAGACCUUCACGUUCAUUACCCCCCUCACACAGGAAGCUUUAAAUGGAUUUGUAUAUCUACACUGCAGUGCAUCCAUCUGUACACCUUCCUCUUUGGACUCUUGCAUGGAUACCUGCACAACUUCAAGGACCAAAAGAACUGUUGAUAACUUGGGAGAGCUGCUGACUAUAUCUGCCCAGGGACCCGUUGAAUUCCAGCGCUAUGAAAAUAAGUCAAAAGAAAUGUAUAAUCCCAGUUAUGAUACAAGAACAGAGCAUGCCCUUGCUGCAGUUGGUCUAUUAUUUGGAAGUAUCACUGGAUUCAUUAUUUUAGUAUGGACAUUGAGAAGAAAAAUACACUUUAGAACUCAAGCUCUACGUGUAUAAUUAAACCACUCCAACCACAUA
Messenger RNA from Xenopus tropicalis (tropical clawed frog), 2366 nucleotides. RefSeq names its product zona pellucida sperm-binding protein 4. The transcript is spliced from 12 exons. Gene Ontology annotation, cellular component: plasma membrane; egg coat; extracellular matrix. The record is from RefSeq and is a predicted model, not a curated record. Bases 708 to 2345 code for a protein of 545 amino acids. Lineage: Eukaryota; Metazoa; Chordata; Amphibia; Anura; Pipidae.